Mytilinidion resinicola is the source of this 1040-nucleotide messenger RNA. RefSeq lists its product as uncharacterized. The record is from RefSeq and is a predicted model, not a curated record. NCBI's taxonomy places the organism in Eukaryota, Fungi, Ascomycota, Dothideomycetes, Mytilinidiales, Mytilinidiaceae. The coding region runs from base 121 to 888 and encodes 255 amino acids. The transcript has a single exon.
CUGCGCUUUGUCGGGUCGAGCAUCAUCACCUCACUUGCUACGCUUCACAUCACAUACGACGUCUCAAGUACUCUCGAACCUUCACACCACUUCUCUUGCAAACUACAUCUCUCGGAUACCAUGGCAGACGUCCGCUCUCUCCUCCGCCAGGAGCGCGCAGCCCGCCAGCAAGCCACCAAACCUGCGCGCUCAACACGAACCUCAGCAGCCCCAGCUACGGCGCCUGUGGGAAAGAAGCGGAAGGCCGUCGACGACGAACCCGAGACACGCAAACGGACAAAGGCAGAAGAGGCGACUGGGCUACCAUCUGGCUUCUUCGACGGAGGCGCAACAGAGGAGGCACGAGCUGCUUCGCCAACUGAAGAGCAAGACACAUUAAAAAUAGACGCUGGAAAGAAGACACUCGAAACAAUCGAACCUCUAGUGGUGCCUGUUGCAGACGAGCCAGCCCCAGUUGCGGAUGAGGUGGACGAGGAGCUAUGGGCCGCUUUCGAGCGAGACGUCGCCACGCCACCACCAGAGAAACACUUCGUACCGGCGCUUGCUGCCGCAGCGACCAUUCAGGCAGCGCCUGUGAGUGCGGCAGAAUUGGCGGCACAAGCGAGGGAGGACAUGAGUGCGCAGCGAGGCAGGAGGGAUGCCGAGAUUGAGGCAGAGAAAGAAGAUGCUGCUCGACAACUGGAGGACGAAUUCGAGGAGCUGGAAGGCUGGGAGGAGAGAGCUAGGAAGCUAAGGGAGAAGAGGGAGGCGUUACGGAAGGCCCGCGAUCUGUCUGCCCCCCCGGUACAGGAAAUUGUCGCUCCGCCGGUGGAGGCCAGCGAGGAUGAGGAUAGCGAGGAUGAUUUCGAGGAGGAUGGGUGGGGUGAUUGGGGGGUUAGAGCUGCGUAGGUUAGGUGAUGGAGGGCUUGAGGCGCAGCUGGUAUGUCACCCAUUGAGGACGUCGUUAGGGUCCGCUUGUAUAAUACCCCAGAAUACCUAAUUUGUGCAUACGUUGCAUAUCAAACCAGUUUUCGUUUUGCUUGUUUGUUUGCAUAUAACGA